AUGGACGAUACUGAGAAGAAUGUCGUCAUCACAGACUCAUCGACGGUACCGAGUGACAAGCCGCAACCCGACGAUGAAAACAUUUACAUCGAUCCUGUAAAGGAGCGCCAACUACUUUGGAAAUGCGACUUGCACCUGACUUCACUUCUCACACUCUCCUUCUUGUCCGCAUAUCUUGAUCGAUCAAACAUCGGAAACGCUGCGGUUGCUGGGAUGCUGCCAGAUUUGGGCAUGAGCAGUCAGGAUUUAGCAAAUGCCGUCCUGAUGUUUUACGUUACCUACGUUCCCUUUGAGUUACCUGGGUCACUUCUUGUGAAAAAGAUACGGCCUAGCAGAUUGCUCCCGAUUUUUAUGUUGGGUUGGAGUUUGACUUGUUUGGGGACCGGAUUCAUGAAGACAGUGCCUCAAUUCUAUGCCUCUCGCCUACUGAUUGGGUUUUUCGAGGCUGGGAUGUACCCGGCGCUUGCCAUUACUCUCACUACAUUCUACACGCCUCAGGAGCAAGCCCGGCGCUUCGCAUAUCUAUAUCUGUCCGUGGGUCUGAGUGGUGGGUUUGGAGGACUCUUCGCUUACGCGCUUCUCAAACUUGACGGUGUACGAGGCAUCGCUGGAUGGCGAUGGCUGUUCAUUGUAGAGGGAAUUCUGAGCGUGUGCAUAGCCUUCCUCCUCUGGCUAGGCAUGCCAGAUUCUUUCGAAAACGCAAAAUUUCUGAAUGAAGAAGACAAGGCACUAAUGCGGCUAAGAACAAUCAAGCAUGAUCGCUACAUGAGACUCAACGAGUCGUUCGACAAGAAGGAGGUAUUUAAAGCAUUCAAGGACAAGAAGCUCUGGCUGGGUGCGACCAUCCAGUUUCUUGGAGACAUAUUGUCUUUCGGCAUUUCGACCUUCUUACCGUCUCUGGUCAAGUCCUUCAAAUUUGACUCUGUCUUGACGCAACUACUGAUAGUCCCUGUAUAUUUCUGGGCUGUUGCCGUCUACAUUGCUGUAUCUGUCUGGUCUGACAAGGUUCAAAAACGAGCCAUCUUCAUGAUACCUGGAGCACUGGCAGUCAUUGUUGGCUAUGCCAUUCUGUGCAGCGUGCCUAUGAAAUUGAAAGGAGUACUGUACUUUGCGUGCUUUAUAAUAGUACCGGGAGUUUAUUGCAUGCUGGGACUGAAUUACGUCUGGAUGUUGAACAGCCAUGCAGGUUAUGUGAAACGUGCAACGGCAAUAGGCCUCAACAUGACGAUUGGAAACUGUGCCGGACUGGUCAUUGGGCAGAUCUUCAAGAACACAACCUCGGAAGGGCGGUAUCUGGUAGGGGAGGCUACGUCUCUCUCAGUUUCCGCAGUUUGUGUAUUUCUCAUCACCGGGCUUUACUUCUACAAGCGUCGGCAGAACCGAAUCAGGGAUGGCUUGACAUAUGACGAGAGACAGUUGUGGAUAGACCAAGGAAGGACGGGAGAUGCGCACCCAGACUUCAGAUAUAUCCUAUGA
Molecule: messenger RNA, 1476 nt
Organism: Pestalotiopsis fici W106-1
Lineage: Eukaryota; Fungi; Ascomycota; Sordariomycetes; Amphisphaeriales; Sporocadaceae
Exons: 6
Coding region: 1-1476 (491 amino acids)
Biological process (GO): transmembrane transport
Cellular component (GO): membrane
Molecular function (GO): transmembrane transporter activity
Source: RefSeq, a predicted model, not a curated record